GGUUAAUCCAACCCACCCCGCCCGCUCCAAGUCAAGGUGUGGGAAGCCUGAGAGGCGACGUGCUUGACGUCAAUCGAUUGGGAGACUCGAUUGGAGGACGACGCAAUGGACGAAAAUAAAGCUGUCCAAUAUCUGGAUUCAUUGAUCGGUCGGACGCUACGAGUGCACGCGACAGACACGCGCAUUUUCGUGGGCACCUUCAAGUGUACGGAUGCGGCACGAAAUAUCAUCCUUGCCAGCACCUACGAAUACCGCUUCCCUUCCCCAUCCGCCGUGCGAGACGCUGCCACGGGUACGGAGGACCCAGCCGCUGCUAGCGCAGUUGACGCUCAGAACAUCAAAGUAAAUAUGACCAGUCGAUUUAUUGGUCUCGUGGUCGUUCCCGGCCAACAUAUUACGAAAAUCGAGCUGGAGGAGACCCCGCGACAGAUUCGUGCACGCGAGGCUCUCAAGAAGUAGACUGCGGGGCAGUGCUUCUUUUCGAAUCAUGCGUCCACCAUCCAGUUGCGCCACACGAGUCCCGGAAGCUGAAACGCGAUCUGCUCUCUCUACUCUCGCCCGAUACUCGGGAUUCUAUAGGCGGUGGGAAGAUAGUAGCGAUGGCCAUAAGAGGUAUAUUACUAUUGGGGGGUUCGAUCGGACAGAAUGCACCCGUUAGCGUCAAGCGGACUCUGCAUG
Molecule: messenger RNA, 678 nt
Organism: Aspergillus heteromorphus CBS 117.55
Lineage: Eukaryota; Fungi; Ascomycota; Eurotiomycetes; Eurotiales; Aspergillaceae
Product: LSM domain-containing protein
Exons: 2
Coding region: 106-459 (117 amino acids)
Cellular component (GO): NatC complex
Source: RefSeq, a predicted model, not a curated record